CAUGUUCCCUGUGUCUCACAGCGCGUCCAUCUCCUGACGUUCAAGUUCGCAGGGACGUCACGUCCGCACUUGAACUUGCAGCUCGGGGGGGGCUUCGCUUCUGUUACCCCCCAUCACUUCACUCCGUCUUUGCGAGAAAAGUCAUGAGGAGCUCCGCACAGCGCGCCGCGCUCUCAGUCUCAGCCUGUGUAUGAUCCACAGCUUGUUCUUCUUUUUUCUUUUUCUUUCUCCCCCUCUCCUUUUCUCUCUGGAUGUCAGACGCAUCAAUGAAGAUAUUUCAUUUGGAGUCUAUCUCGUAGGAACGGAUUUCCCAAUGUGAACUCAGCUGAAGAGCCGCCACUGAACCAACAUGUCUCGCCGAAAGCAAGGCAAACCCCAGCACUUGAGCAAACGGGAGUUUUCGCCUGAGCCGCUGUCAGGUGUUUUACCAGAAGACUCCCACGACUCCCCCAGGAUCGGAGUGGCCCUGGGUGAUCCCCUCAAAGGGGACCAGGACCUGCUGACCUGCGGCCAGUGCCACUCCCGCUUCCCCCUGGCUGACAUCCUGCUAUUCAUUGAACACAAACGGAGGCAGUGCCACGGGAGCCUCUGCACGGACAAGCCCCUGGACAGGCCGCCGUCCUCCCCGCUUGCCUCGCCCCUCUCCACGUCCUCAUCUCACUCGCGGACCAACCACCAGUACCCACGGAGGGCGUGCCGCCCCGUGGAGGUGGCUGUUCAGGUGUCACCGCAGGAAGAGGAUUGUUUAUCUUCUCCCUUGCAAGGAAUAAUCCCCAAAGUGGAGAACAUCACAG
Molecule: messenger RNA, 794 nt
Organism: Paralichthys olivaceus (Japanese flounder)
Lineage: Eukaryota; Metazoa; Chordata; Actinopteri; Pleuronectiformes; Paralichthyidae
Source: RefSeq, a predicted model, not a curated record